UGUGGCAUUCGUACAAGGACUCAAGCUGAUCUUGAUAAAAUUAACAAUGGCACAGCUGCAAGAUAUGGCCUCUACAGCAAGUAGAGAAGGAAGACCAGCCUUGAUCUCUCACGUGAGAAGUGAAUUUAAAAAGAGCGCUCUUGUGUCAAGCGCUUUUUUUGGCACCAUCCUUCUUUGCUUGGAGAAGUUCAUUGAAAAAGAGUUUGCAUGCCCUUGCAAAUAUGGUUUGAAUGCUGUGUUUGCAAUUGUGUAUUUAAUUGUUCCUGCAGUUGUGGUCUUUUUGCUGAUGAUGAACAUUAAAGACUUUAAGUGUGGGAUGUCUCAAAAGGAGAUCUGGAAAACUGUGGCUUCCAGCUUUGUCACUGCCAUGUUUUGGAUCAUCAUUGUGUUGUGGGAUGGCCAUUGUGUUGCCUGUAUGAAGACAACCUGGUCAGGCAGUUACGUGGAAAUUGACAAAGCAGCUCCUCAGAAAUGGUGCAAACCAGCCAACCUCACCUCAUCACAAGAGUUGGACUACAAGAACGAGACUCAGCAUUGGUUUUUCGUGUCUCAGUGCGUAGGAAUGGGGCUGAUCAUAUUGAUCAUCGUAGUGUAUUUGAUCUUGAAGUGCUGCUGCCAACAGGAAGCUGCGGAAGUUAUCAGUCACCAAGUUAACGACAGCAGGGAUGCUGCCGAUCACGAUCGACUUUAAGAAAUUAAAGGAUAAAAAGAUAAAAUGGACAUAAUUUCAAAAAUGAAGGAGACCGAAGGCUUUGGUUAUGAUUAAAGAAGUGCCUACUGUAGAAAUCAUUAUUAAAAGAUAUCAUGGAUAAAGCUGAGAAACAACGUCAUUAAUCACAUUGUUGUAUUGAAAGUAACAAGUCUGGCAAUUAAGUGGGCCAUUUUGGUGAAAUAAAAUAAAGUUCAAUCUGCAUCAAAAGAAAUUUAUCUAAAAUCAGUUUGCAUGUCUAAUUCCAACUUCUUCAUCUGGAGGCCACGUCAUGUCAGUAACUUAGACAGUGGAGACAGGUGUGUACUUGUGUGUGUGUUGUGUAAAUAAACAAGUUCUGCAGAAACAGAUUACAUCAAGAGGCUUUUAAGAACUAUUUACAAGAAAUAUUUUACUUAAAUAAUGAUAUCUUUUUUAACAUUGUCUACUUCAACUUUAAAAGCCGUCUGUGUACAAUCAUAUGAAAUAAUUAAUACAUGACUAUUUCUUGAUCAUCAUUAUUUGUGAUGAUGUGAAUCUUUUUGAUUUUGAUUUUCUGUGAUAAGAAUGAAGCAAGAAAUUUCCUUUACUCUCUACAAAAUCUUAACUGAAACAAGAGCUGUAAACAUAAAAGUUGUAAAGCUAAUACUUAUUAUAUCUGUUUCAUUUUGUAUAUUCCAUCUUUUCAUCAAAGUAAAAACUGUGAAAUUAAAGUUUGCUUUAACUCGUCUAUGUAAUUACUUUGUGGUGCUUUUACUGUUGACUUUACACUUUGGUCUGUCUGAAAACUUGUAACGUCUAUAAUUAAACAGAAAUCAAACACGAAAUAACAAUAUAUUACAUGUAUUUCCUUUUUCAUGUAAGCUAUGCAUUUGCUGUAUCACAAUGAAAUAAAUAAAAAACAUUUUAA
This is a messenger RNA of Epinephelus lanceolatus (giant grouper), 1598 nucleotides long. NCBI's taxonomy places the organism in Eukaryota, Metazoa, Chordata, Actinopteri, Perciformes, Serranidae. The record is from RefSeq and is a predicted model, not a curated record.